Messenger RNA from Paraglomus brasilianum, 222 nucleotides. The record is from the annotation of a GenBank genome assembly. NCBI's taxonomy places the organism in Eukaryota, Fungi, Glomeromycota, Glomeromycetes, Paraglomerales, Paraglomeraceae.
AUGGUUAAUCUCGCAAUCGUCGGUCCUGGUCUUGCAAUUACUUGCACUGGUUUGAGCUUUGCUGGAGUUAUAUUCCUUCUUGUUCUCGGUGCAUUAUUCAAAGCAGAGGUCGAAGGCUUGACCGAGUCGACAACGGAUCCCGAUGACCCUCAGGCUGUUGCUUGGGCAUGUUUUAUGGCUGCCGGAAUAUAUGCGGGACUUCUCCUGUGCUGUGGAUGUCAA